Messenger RNA from Cladocopium goreaui, 5718 nucleotides. NCBI's taxonomy places the organism in Eukaryota, Dinophyceae, Suessiales, Symbiodiniaceae. The record is from the annotation of a GenBank genome assembly.
AUGUGUCGCGCAGUGCUGUGGGCCGUGUGCGCCGUGUGCGCCGUGUGCUUUGCCUGGCACCAAGAGCUGUUCGUGGCGCCAAGUGGCUGUCGUGGAGACGCUCGAAUUCCUCGAGACGCUCGAGACGUGGCGCGUCGAGCGCAGAUUUUGCCCGCGCUGCAGCCGCGAGAAGAAAAGACCAGGAAAAUUUACCGACUCAAGUCGGACAGUGAGAUGAAAGAAGUGGCCGCCAUUUUGGCGAGAGAAGCAGCAGAGGGUGUGGCGACAGACUCUUUGGGAAUCCGUGCCGCCAACCUGGCAGUCAAAGCUUGUGCCACAGCAGGCAACGAGCUGGAUGGCCAGAUAAUUGCUAUGGCACCGCAAUGGAUCUCGAAGACGGCUCACGGUCGUGCUUUAGAGGAAGGUGACAUGGAGGUUACAGCCUUGCGGAUCUUCUAUGGCCUCAUGACGAGACAGGAAGCUCCGGAGCAGAAGCCCCUCCUCGUGGGCAGGACUACGAAUAGCGGCCAGCUCGCAGGGGCAGUGCUUCGUCGCAUCAGCCAGCUCAGUGAGGCCAUCAUUCACGUGGCCGGGCCUGAACGAACAAUGGCAGCCCUGCGUGCCACGAUUACUGCUCAACGCAUGCUGGAUGCGAAGGAGAUGGCCUAUGAGGGCCUUGAGAAUAAAUGUUGGCUCAGACAUUCUCAGGGCCAAGAUGCGAAGACGUGUCAACUUCCAAAGCCAACCCAAAAUGUCCUGUCCUUAAUGCCUAUAGACCAGCGCUCUGAGAAGCGAUUGCUGGUCUCACCCAGCUGGCAAAGCGAUGGACCUGGCUACGCUGCUUCAUGGGGUAGGUCGCUGAGUUCUACGAGCCCUUGGUGCCAAGACAGUGGAAGGGUUGUUCGCCUAGUGAAAGCCACAUCUUGCGACGAACGCUUCAGGUUGGAUUUUCGCCGCUGGGCCAAGAGGGAGCCAGCGCCCACUGGUCGCAGCUUGCUGACAGCUCACUUUGGGCGGAAGUCAAGUGGAUCAGCUGACGGAGUGAAAGACGAAGUGAAAGACGAUGGCAAAGCCGAGACAGAGCCGUCCAAAACCGCAGAGCAGACGAGUGCUCAGAGUAGCACUCAGAGUGCUCAAGCACAAAAAAGGGAAUCCGAAAAGGAUGAAAAGCAGGAAGAAAAUGCCGAGGCUGCCGAGCCAAAGGCAAAAGUGCAGAGACGUGGCAAGGCACCAGCAGCAAAAGCAAGGGGAAAGCGUAAAAGAGAGGGCGAAGCUGAGAAGAUCGAGAAAGCUGAGAAAGCUGCUUCAGAGGCAUCACCUCCAAAAGAGAGACCUAAGACAUCGUUGGGAGGCUUCUUCGGAGUGAGCCCACCACCAAGAGUCGGAGUCCAGCGAGUCCAAGCAGCACAGGAGACUCCAGAGAAGACUUUGCCGCCCAAAGUGUCCAAACCAGAGAUGAAAGCGGUGAAAGCUGCCACGCCAGAUCAAGAAAAGGAACUGCAACUUAUACGAGAUUCCAUCCAACAAGCAGUCAGGGCUCAUCAAUACGGCAAGGCGAAGAGUCUUCACAGCAGGCUGCUUCAGCGGUGCACUGAAAUUGGCUGCGCAGUGCCGCAAACUUUCAAGGAGAAAGUCACGCAGCGUAAAGCCACGUCAGCGCCCAAAGAGUCGAAAGAUUCAUCGAAUGCAAACCAAGACGAAGGUGAAGAGAUUAUGGAUCCAAUCUCCUUUGCGCAGGGCAUUCUCAAGGAAAAGUUUCCAUUGCGCUUUCCAGAUUCAAAGAUGGAAGAGGAUGAUGCCGACAUCAUACCCGACAAUGAUCGCUGGCAUUUGUCCAGUCGCAAGAAGCAAACCCAGAACGAUGAGGAGGAAGCCGAAGCUGAGGAGGAUCCAGCAGCUCAAGAGUUGAAGAAGGCCUUGUCUACAAUCCCAGAUGCUUCGUACGAGGACAUUGACCGUUUUCCCUCAGUGGCAGCUACGUUCAGACAGUGGCUGAAAGAAAAAAAGAAGUUUGAGGAUGAUGACGCUGAGAAUUCGGUGAAGGUUCUCCACGACCUAUUUGGCAAGGAUGAAAAAUCACUGGAUGCAAUGGCCAAGGUGCCUUACAUUAAGGCUGUUUCCAAAGAGUCUACACAGGCUGCAACCAUCAAGCUUUUCGCAGCAUUCUGGGCCAAAAUGAAGAAUGGUCCUUGGUGUGCCGUACAGCGCACGGAGAGAAAGGCUGAGGUCAGAGUGCGCACAACUCAUUCUGUUCCAGAUUCGUGGGGUGUUCGAGUCGUGCAGCGAGCUCGCAAAGAGGACCUGGUGAUCUUAUCUGCCCCUGAUGGAAAACACUUUGCCGAAGCAUCCAAAGUCGCAGAACAUCCGGUUCUUCAGAGUGAGGAAUUCAAGAAGGAGCGAGAGUCCAAAGCAGCCUUGACUCAACUCGAGAGAGACAGACUGGCGACCGAACGUCUUGCCAAGGAGGCCGCAAAGGUCAAGAAAACCGAGAGGGCAGAAAAAGCAACCAAGGUGAAGAGCAACCUGGCGCCAUUGGUCAAAGAGCUGAUGAAUGGUGGUGGCUCCGAACAAUCACUGCUGAAUGUGGUCUUGCAACAGCAUGUUAGCUGCCGUGGUUGCGGCCGCAUGUCAUCAAGGGAAGCUGAGAAAACUCUUGGCCUUGAAGCUGGAUGGUCCUCGUACGAUGAUGUUCCCAAUGCCACAGAAGAAGAGCUACAGUUUGUUUAUCCACGUGUUCUUGCAACUUUCUACCAGCAGGGCUUUCCCUACAUGAAUGGCGUGCGACGACUCAUGGAGCUCUACAAAAAGAAAUCAUGGGAUAUGGCCACUCCAGACUUCCAACGCCUCGUUCGAAUGGAUCCUGAGAAUGCCAAGUGCAACGGCUACUUGAAUUCUGCCAUCUUGUACUUGAGGAAGUUUCGCGAGAGUGGCGGCUUUGACAAUCUCCUGGACAUCUCAGACAUGGACCCGGUGAAGCUUCAAAGCACCUUCACCCCCGACUUUGAUCGCGAAAAGGGCAAGGAGCAGGAGAAUUUUGAAGAUUUGCAGGUUGAUGUGCCCUUGGAGCUAGUCAUGGCAGAUGCCACAGCCAAAUGGCGCUCAGAGUUGUUGGAGAAGCUGGACGAUGAUGGCUAUUUGUUGGAGGAUGUGGAUGCUCGUGGGCAACGCCCUGUAGCUUUGAGUGUUGCACUUUUGCCCAAUGCUACGGACGAGGAAUGGGUGCUAUGGCCACGGAUUCUAGACAAGUACGAGACUUUUUGCAAAGGGGAGUCAGAAGAGGAGAAGCCCAUCAAGCGUGAAGCUGAAGCCAACGACAUGUUCCUUGCGAUGAAGGAGCUACUGGAAGAGCACGGCAAGAGCCCAGAUGCAGUGGCUUCUUCCAAAUAUUUGAAAAUGGUCAAGAACAUCUACGGCAGCGCCCACAAGGACCGUGUCGCAGCGCUGGCAAAGUUCGCGGACUUCUGGGCAGCACAUCAGAACGACGAGUUCCCAGAUCCAAAGGUGCAUGCUUUGGCAGCGAUGAAGUACAAGCUCAUAGAUCGCCAGUUGCUCGAGCAGGCCAAGAAGAUGGCUGCUGACUGGAAGCUACCCGAGGGCUGGGCGGUGAAGUUAGGGAAAGAUGGCCGCCUCAUCAAGGUGAAUGGUCCUGGUAAGGCGGAGAUCUACCACACCAAGGAAGCGGCUGUGAAAGCUGCAGAGGCCAAGGCCCAAAAAAAGGUAGAAGAAGCGAAAGCAGCGCAUCAGCAGAUGCUCUCAGCCCAGGGAAGAAAUGAAGAGGCCUCCCACAGCAAGGCUCUCCUGCGGAAGCAGCUCUCAGAAGCGGUUCAGAAGGAGGAUUAUGAGCUGGCAGAGCGUUUGCAUGCAAAGCUGAAGCGUGCACCUGAUAGCAGCAGCCGGAAGGGAGAGAUGCCCAUCGUGGCACGUUCUGUGAAAGACCUUGGGCGAGGCAAAGGCAGAGGCAAAGGUGUUCGGAAGCAUGCUCUCAAGUUGAAGGCGGUGAAGGCAGCUGAAACUCCAAAGAAAGCUCGCAAGGCACUUGGCCUCAAGUUUGAGCAGAAGCAACAGGUUGCUCGAAGUGAACUUACUCUGCGCGCUGGCGAGUGGCGGUUGGAGGGCAUCCGUCUCCAAAAUGGAAGCAUUGUGCCGUUGGAAUCCAAAGAGCUGGAGGAUGCCCGUGACGCCGUGCUGGUGUUGGUCUACGUUGAUGAGGAAGUAAGAGAGCGGAAGCGAAGGCGAAUCAUCGAAGACUGGGGUCUUGACGACACGUGGACGGUCACGGUGCGUUAUCGUCUCUCUGGUGACCAGGUCACUGCCAGACGAGCAGACGGCCGAGUAUUCUUUACGAAACUUGAGGUGGCCUGCGCAAAAGACAAGGAGGCAAUCGAGCAGAUUCGGCCAGCAGCCGAAAAGCGGGCAAAGGAGAUUGAAGCCUUGUUGAACUGGUGCAAAACCGAGUUGUCAGCAAUUUCUGGUCUCUAUCGGGAGGAGCACAGCCAGUGCUAUGCAAAGGUGCAAUGCCUAGACGACUCACAACCCAUCCAGGUGCGACGAAAAGAUGGUGGCUCUCAGUGGCAGUUCUUUGAUGGUGACAACAAGCUUCUUGCUGAAAGCACACUUGAAAGUCCCUUUGUAAAUCAGAAGUUGAAAGUCGCAGAGGAUCUUCUUGAGGCUCGAGGAGAGACUCUCGCAGGUGAUGCAAUGAGCAACCGCAUUGCUUCCCAACUGGCUCAUUGUUUUGGUUCCUGCUGCCGUUUCUGUACAAGGAACCGCAGUGCACGGCCUCGCUCGGAGCCGCAAAGUCUCACUCGAUCUGAGGCUCGAUUUGACGCAAGGCUCCGGGAAUUGGAGGAGCGAAGAUCCAACGCUCCGCGAUCAUUGCUGGAGAUGACACGCUGCAUGCUUGAAAAACUGAAAGCACUGCAGAAAACGUCAGACAUGUGCGACGAGCACUUACCAAAGCCAUUGCUUCAGAAGCAGGUUCUACGCAUUGGCACCAUGUGCUCCGGCACUGAUGCUCCUGUCUUGGUGGCGAGGGCUUUGGAGCGUGCGCUGAAACCAGAAGGUUCGCAACUGGCAUUCGAUCAUGUCUUUUCAGUGGAGUACGAUUCCAGGAAGCAGGAGUUCUUGAAGGCAAACUUUCCGGGAUGUCCAUUGCUCUUCAGGGACUGCACGCAGAUGGGUCGAAAGAGGGCUCUUGAGGUUCUUUCGAAAAAACCACAGCCCGUCCCCGGCAACUUGGACAUCCUCGUGGCCGGCUUCAGCUGCAAGGACUUGUCCAUGAUGAAUUCCUACCGGAAGACGCUACAAGAGAUGGGACAGUCUGGUUCCACGUUGAGAGGUGUUUUAGACUAUGUGGAGAGGUACCGACCAAAACUCGUCCUUCUUGAGAACGUAUGGGCUAUUGCAAAAAGCAACAGCAUUGGCUUCCGACAGGUUGAGCUGGUUUUGGAAGGGUUGAAGGCGCGGGGCUAUGCGGCCGGCUAUCGUUUGAUGAACAGUUGUGACUACUUCCUGCCGCAGAUUCGUCACAGGAUUUGGAUGUGGGCGAUUCGGAUCUCAGAGACAUCUCCAGCCUCAUUGGAAGAGUCCAAAGUUCUGCGUGAGAAGGCGGACUUUGCAACCUCGCAGGCACCCGUAGCACCGGACGGCUUUCGCAACGAGCACUUCGUAUCGAUCCGUAUCAAUCCGAGCCUUGUGCCCUUCACUUCGAGGACCCUGUUGACAGCAGUGCUUGGUUGA